CACUUUGUCAUGUUAUUCGUAACGUUGGGAGCGCUUUUAGAUCAGGUUGCUCUCAAUUAAACCGAAAACAACACGUGCGGUUCGACUGUCUGUUGCAAUUGUAUUUUAAAGGAUAAAAAAGGAUAUUUAUUUGUAGGAAUAAACAAAACUAUGAGUGUGGAAAAUAUUUACACUUCGAUUGCCUGUAAUCGAACCACGGAAAGUGCCGAUUGGGGCAAUAAUGACCUUAUUGUUUUCGGUGCUUGCAAUGCCGUGGCCAUUUACGAUCCAAUGGUUAAUGGCGUCGCUGCCAAGAUUACCCAUACCUUCGUUAAGCACACCAAACGGGUAAACACUGUUCGCUGGCUAAAAGGUUUUAGUGCAGAAAAGGAGACACUUUUCCUUUCGGGCUCCGAUGAUAAAUUGGCAAUUUUAUGGGAUUUCAUCAAUCCCGAUGAUGUUCAAAGUUUCGAUCUCAAGGGCCACGAAAGUGGUGUAAAUGCUGUUGAUGGUGUCCAACGUGAAAAUGGAGAAUGGAUUUUGGCAACAGCUGCCGCGGAUUCCACAAUCAAAAUAUGGUCAUAUCGCCUAGGUUCCGACUCAUUACCCGAAUGUAAACAAACCAUUGUAUUGAAUACAGGAUUUUGUUUUACGUUGCGCCUCACUUUGUUACCCAAGUCCGAACAAAUUUUAUUGGCUUUCUCUGCCGACGAUGAGUCAGUUGCCUUGUGGUCUGAAGCGCAAGACGAGAGCCUGACUUUCCAACCAAUACACAAAUUGUUGGGCCAUGAGGACUGGGUGCGAGGCUUAGAUUUUAUGUUCGAAGGUGACGAUUUGCUUUUGGCCAGUUCAUCACAAGAUAAUUUCAUACGUCUGUGGCGUAUUGCACCCCGAAAUGCUGAACAGGUGACCAAUAAUAAAGUGGAUAUCUUCAAUUUAUUGGAUGAAUCCACUGGAGAGAUACGAGUAGAGGAAAAAAUUGUACAAGCUUCAUCAAAUUCUUGGUAUGCCAUAAGUUUGGAAUCUGUGCUGUUUGGCCAUGACAACUGGGUAUAUGGUGUUCAUUGGCACAAAUCAGCAGACAAUACCCUGAGUUUGCUCUCCGCCUCUAUUGAUAAGACACUUAUACUCUGGCAACCCUCCGAAGAAAGUGGCAUUUGGAUGGAGAAAGUUCGUUUGGGAGAAGUUGGUGGUAAUUCUCUGGGAUUUUUCGGUGGAAAAUUCCGUAGCGAUGGAAAAGCCAUAUUGGGUCAUAGCUACCAGGGUGGUUUCCAUGUAUGGCAACAGAGUGAAGAUAAUGAGAAUAUAUGGGUGCCCCAGGUUAUUGUUGGUGGACAUUUUGGUGAAGUACGAGAUCUUGCCUGGGAACCGCAAGGAGAAUAUUUAAUGUCCGUAUCAGCAGAUCAGACAACACGUAUUCAUGCACCGUGGCGUUCAUCAUUAGGUGAUGUGGAAACCUGGCAUGAAUUAGCCCGUCCUCAAGUACAUGGUUAUGAUAUGCAGGCUCUGGCCUUGUUGACCCGCUACAAAUUUGCCAGUGGUGCAGAAGAAAAAAUCGUAAGAACUUUCCAGGCCUCGGCUAAUUUUAUAGAGAACUUUAGACGCAUCACCAAAGUGGAGAAUGAUGCGGAUGGAGAUGCUUUGUUAGAAUCUUUGCCAAAAGGUGCCUCAGUUCCAUCACUGGGUCUAUCCAACAAAGCGGUUUACAACACAGAAACUCCAGCAGAAACCGAACGUCAUGUCAAAGAUGAAUAUCCGGAGAACUAUUUUACACCUGUUACUUUGGAUUCACCGCCCCAGGAAGAGACUUUAAUGCAAAACACCCUUUGGCCUGAAGUUCAAAAACUCUAUGGCCAUGGUUAUGAAAUUUAUGCCUUGGCCUCAUCACCAGACGCUUCACUAUUGGCCUCCUCUUGUAAAUCCACAAAUGCCGAGCAUGCACAAAUUAUUCUUUGGAAUACAACAAAUUGGAAGCAGAUACAAAAACUUCCAUCCCAUCAGCUGACAGUUACACAAAUGCGUUUUUCACCCAAUGGCCAGUAUUUGUUGUCGGUUUCCCGUGAUCGCAGAUGGUCUCUAUUUGAACGUUCCGUGUCGUCAGAGGAGAAAGUCGCUCAAUAUAAAUUAACUGCUACUACAGACAAAACAAAUGGUAUCCAUACAAGAAUUAUAUGGUCAUGCGAUUGGUCACAUGACAACAAGUAUUUUGUAACAUCCUCACGUGAGGGUAAGGUGGUAGUUUGGUGUAAUGAGGGUGAGAGCAAUAACUCAUCGCUAAAUGGCUGGAAGAGUUUGGAUGUUUUGGAGCUGAAACAUGAAUCAAUUACUGCUGUCACAUUUGCUCAGACCCUGCAUACAAAUGGUUCCUAUAUUGUGGCCUUGGGUUGUGAAAGUGGUUUCGUAUACAUCUAUUCAUUCGAUGGCAAAUGGAAUUUGUUGCUAACAAUGAAUACAUCACAAUCUCAUCAUUUAACCGUAAAGCGUUUACAGUUUAGGCCGGCUUGCACAGCUACAAAUCAAUUCCAAUUGGCCAGUUGUGGUGAAGAUUGUUUAGUUAGGGUAUAUCGUUUAAAUUUGUAGGCACUGGACAUAUUAUUGUGCUUAAGCAUUUGUAUUUAUUAGAAUUAUUUUGUAAAAGCUUUACAUCUAGAAAUUGUGAAUAAAGUGUAAAGGAUUCCUUUUUUUAUUGUUUGACAAUAUAACUAUAUUGAAAGCAAA
This is a messenger RNA of Musca domestica (house fly), 2697 nucleotides long. It is a transcript of the gene Elp2, whose product is annotated as elongator complex protein 2. Gene Ontology annotation, biological process: tRNA wobble uridine modification. NCBI's taxonomy places the organism in Eukaryota, Metazoa, Arthropoda, Insecta, Diptera, Muscidae. Gene Ontology annotation, molecular function: protein binding. Gene Ontology annotation, cellular component: elongator holoenzyme complex. The record is from RefSeq and is a predicted model, not a curated record. Bases 151 to 2559 code for a protein of 802 amino acids. The transcript is spliced from 4 exons.